Molecule: messenger RNA, 1502 nt
Organism: Phacochoerus africanus (Common warthog)
Lineage: Eukaryota; Metazoa; Chordata; Mammalia; Artiodactyla; Suidae
Gene: SGCZ
Product: sarcoglycan zeta
Exons: 8
Coding region: 105-1043 (312 amino acids)
Biological process (GO): heart contraction; cardiac muscle tissue development
Cellular component (GO): sarcolemma; sarcoglycan complex
Source: RefSeq, a predicted model, not a curated record
GGCUUGGAGGAGGAUAAAGCUGAGUUUAGGCUGGAAACUAAAAGACUAGAUUGUUUUUUGAUACUCCUUGUCCGGUUCCUCUUCACUUCCUUUAGUUUCGCUCCAUGGACAGAUCAACAAACCUGGACAUUGAGGAGCUCAAGAUGACACGAGAACAAUACAUACUAGCAACACAACAGAAUAACCUGCCAAGGGCUGAAAAUGCACACCUUUACCCAGUGGGAAUUUAUGGAUGGCGAAAGAGGUGCUUAUACUUCUUUGUCCUUCUGCUGUUGGUUACCAUGAUAGUUAACUUAGCCAUGACAAUUUGGAUAUUGAAAGUUAUGAACUUCACUGUGGAUGGUAUGGGAAAUCUGAGAGUCACCAAGAAGGGAAUCCGACUUGAAGGUAUAUCUGAGUUUCUACUUCCAUUGUAUGUGAAAGAAAUUCAUUCCCGAAAGGAUAGUCCACUGGUCUUACAGUCUGACAGGAAUGUAACAGUGAAUGCAAGAAAUCACAUGGGGCAGUUAACUGGACAGCUGACAGUAGGAGCUGAUGCUGUGGAAGCUCAGUGUAAAAGAUUUGAAGUGAGAGCGAGUGAAGACGGCAGGGUGCUGUUUUCUGCAGAUGAAGAUGAGAUUACCAUUGGGGCUGAAAAGCUGAAAGUUACAGGCACUGAAGGAGCAGUAUUUGGGCACUCUGUUGAGACGCCUCACAUCAGAGCAGAACCUUCCCAAGACCUCAGGCUUGAAUCACCAACUAGGUCCUUGAUAAUGGAAGCUCCCCGGGGAGUCCAAGUGAGUGCUGCAGCUGGAGACUUCAAGGCCGCCUGCAGGAAGGAGCUCCAUUUACAGUCCACAGAAGGCGAGAUAUUUUUGAAUGCGGAUACAAUCCGGCUGGGAAACCUACCGACGGGCUCUUUUUCCUCUUCUUCACCCAGCUCCUCUCAUUCUCGGCAGACAGUGUACGAACUGUGCGUCUGCCCCAACGGCAAACUGUACCUGUCUCCCGCCGGGGUCGGGUCCACUUGUCAGUCCAGUAGCAACAUCUGCUUGUGGAGCUGAAGUGACUGAUUUCUCCUCACACCAGAAUAGCCUUUUGUUCCUGUCCGUCUGCUUCACAGUUCUGCUCCGUUUCCCUUGUGAUCAGUCCAGAGCUUCUCCAAAUGGUCCACAGAGCAACUCCUCCCAGGGUAAGCAGGGAUUCGCGGCCACGUUCUCCCGUGAUGUCCCGUACUGCUCAACACGGAGAGUAUGAGUGACAGAACAGUGGAAAGACCGUCUUCAGCAGGAAAACUGGAUCAUAAAUUUUGCUCGGAAGGGAGAAUAACAUAGGUGCCUUUGCUACAUGAAGUGAAGCACACAGUUUUAGAUUUUUGCAGGACCUGGAUAUGGACUGCACAUAUAUACAUUACAUAGAUGAAAUUCCCAGUAGCCAAUGGCAAAAUGAAAUGGUUAACCCUGUAAGAAAACUAAUUCUACAGUCUGAAAGCACAAUUUUCCAUUCAUCUUUUUGGAUGUAAA